UCUGGGAGAGCUCAGCUCUCCAUCCGUCCCUGUGCCUUGGCCUUUUGCCUGGUGGGGCUGAAUGAGAGAGCAAACCCUGCGACCCGGCAAGGAGAGAGGGCCGGGAUCAAUUGACGCAUUCCUGAGUAACGGCUGUGUCUUAGGACAGUAAAACCUCAUCGGGUUUAACGUGGAGAUGCUGGCACUGAUGACUCAUGGAAACGCCGAGCUGAAUCCAUUUCCUCUCUUACACAGGGCUGGGGGAGGCGGGUGUGCCCCUGUGACAUUGCUGCAAGGACCAGGAGAGAAAGCCGAGCCGCGGAGGGGACACCCGACAGCACGGCCUGGCACGAGAGGUGGCAUUAAUAAACAACAAACAGGCUCGCAGGCUAAAACCAGCCAGUGUGUGCGUGUGUGUACACAUCAAAGAGCUCCAGGCAGUUCGUUAUAAUUCCAAUUAACAUGGGAAAGUUAAUAACUGAAAGAGAACCCAUCAGAUUUUAAACAAAUGGGAACCGGGAGGGAGAGAGACUAAAGGUGUCUUUAAACUGGAGCCAAGGUCACAGCUGCUACAAAGAAAUAACAAAUAUUGAAUAUAUCCAGUGGUUUAGGCAAAUGGGGGCUUCAAUGGGUACAAAGUGGGGUGGAGAGGAGCUGAGCUUUGCUGGGUUUAAAAGGGCCAGAAUUAAAUCCCAUAAAGGCCAAAAACAAGAGGAGAGAGGAAAGGAGACAUCUCUUUUCUUGCUGUUUUGGGGAAAUCAGCAUUUCCUCUGGCAUUGAGCUUUGUAGGGAAAAUAUUUCAAACCCUGACAGUACUAUUUAAUGCCUGGGAGCUCAGACAAGGCUCAGGGUCCUUUGUUCUCAUGUCUGGCCAUCUUUGGGGUGAUCCCAGGCUGGGUUAUGUGGACACCCAGGACAAAGGCACAAUGAGCAGUGCAGAACAUGUCCACGAGGGCUCAGCCUGUGAGCAAACAGCCCUUCCCAGCCACUAAGGAAGAUUUAAGAGCCAGUCACAUCAGCCCAGUCAAACCCAAUUGCUAUUGAUAAUGUCCAUGUGCAAUUAGAGCCAAUUAAGGGGAGACAGCAGAUGACAAGUGUUUGGCCAGGAGCCGACGGGGGUCAAUACACCAGUCCAAUUUCCCAACAACUAAAUGCAAUUAAAGAGUAUCACUUACCCGGCUUGCCCAGGAGGGCCAGCACAUAAAUGGGCACGGCCAGGUGCCGGGUGCCGUCCUGGCAGGAUGCAGAGCUCCAGGAGCAAGCCCUGCUCCUGCCCCAGCCUCAAGCUGCGGGAGGUGGCAUCCAUGUACUUCACCAUGGUGGCAGCGUUCCUGGUCAUCCUGGUGGUGGCCCUGCAGGGCUCGGCGCCCCGCCAGAGCGAUUUCCCCUACAAGGUGCCCCUGGAUCCCCAGGGGCUGCUGGAGCUCUCGUGGAAUGUCAGCUACCCCGAGCAAGCCGUGCAUUUCCAGCUCCUCAUCAGGGAGCUGCAGUUUGGGCUCCUCUUCGGGAUGUCGGACAGGGGCGAGUUUGAGAACGCGGACCUGGCCGUGCUCUGGAGCGACGGGCACAACUCCUACUUUGGGGAUGCCUGGAGCGAUGCCAAGGGGCAGCUCCACAUGGAUUCCCAGCAGGACUACCAGCUCCUCGGGGCUCGCAGGGCUCCUGAGGGGCUCUACCUCCUCUUCAGAAGAGCCUUCAGCACCUGUGACCCCAAGGACUACCUGAUAGAGGAUGGCACCGUGCACCUGAUCUACGGCAUCCUGGAGAAACCGGUGCGUUCCCUGCAGGCCAUCAACAUCUCUGCCCUCCACGGGGGGCUGCAGAGGGUGCAGCUGCUAAAACCCAACAUCAGCAUCCCUGAGCUGCCCAGAGACAUGAAGACCAUGGAGAUAACAGCCCCAGAUGUUGUCAUUCCCAGCCAGGAGACGACCUACUGGUGUUACAUGGCAGAACUCCCAGAGGGCUUCCCCAAACACCACAUCAUCAUGUACGAGCCAGUGGUCACGGCGGGCAACGAGGCUCUUGUGCACCACAUGGAGGUUUUCCAGUGUGCGGCCCAGUUCGACAGCUUCCCCCGCUACAACGGGCCCUGCGACUCCAAGAUGAAGCCGGACCGACUCAACUACUGCAGGCACGUGCUGGCAGCCUGGGCCAUGGGGGCACAGGCUUUCUAUUACCCUGAAGAAGCAGGUCUUGCCUUUGGUGGCCCAGGCUCCUCCAGAUAUUUGCGUCUGGAGAUCCAUUACCACAAUCCCCUGGUGUUCAAAGGUCGCCGCGACUCCUCGGGGAUCCGGCUGUACUACACGGCCACCCUUCGUCCCUACGACGCCGGAAUCAUGGAGCUGGGCUUGGUGUACACCCCAGUGAUGGCCAUUCCCCCUGGAGAGGACAGCUUCGUCCUCACAGGAUACUGCACUGAUAAAUGCACCCAGCUGGCUCUGCCCGCUGCUGGCAUCCGCAUCUUCGCCUCCCAGCUCCACACACACCUGGCAGGGAGGAAAGUGGUGACGGUGCUGUCCCGGGACGGGAGGGAGCGGCAGGUUGUGAACGCUGACGGCCACUACAGCCCUCACUUCCAGGAGAUCCGCAUGCUGAAGGAGGUGGUCGCAGUUUUUCCGGGCGAUGAACUCAUCACCUCCUGCACGUACAACACCGAGGAUCGGAGCAGAGCCACCGUGGGAGGGUUUGGCAUCCUGGAAGAGAUGUGUGUGAACUACGUGCACUACUACCCCCAGACCCAGCUGGAGCUGUGCAAAAGCGCUGUGGAUCCGGGCUACCUGCACCGGUACUUCAACCUCGUCAACAGGUUUAACGAUGAGGAGAUCUGCAUGUGCCCACAGGUGUCUGUCCCACAGCAGUUUUACUCCAUCCCCUGGAACACGUUCAACAGGGAUGUGCUGAAAUCCCUCUACGGCUUUGCUCCGAUCUCCGUGCACUGCAACAAAUCCUCCGCUGUCCGGUUCCCGGGCGAGUGGGAGAAGCAGCCGCUCCCCAGCAUCACCGAGAGGCUGCGGGAGCCCGGCCCUCGCUGCCCGCCCGCCCCGGGGCCUCAGCCUGCUGCCCCCGUCCCCCUCCCCCUGGGCCAGCUCCGGAGGGACUGACACGGUGCCUGCCACCAGGAAAGCGCCUCCAGGCAGGAGCAUCCAUCCGUGGGGAACAUCCCUGCCCGCACAGCCAUGCCAGCCGGUGCCCUGGCCCUGCCUCCGGAGGGGGUUAGAGCUCAGCAGGCAGAGUUCAGAAAGUGCUCCGGGGAUGGGAAGAGCUAUAUUUAGUGUGUUAUUAGCAACGCUGCCUCUGAGUAAUGCUGCUUCCCACCCCCGCAAUAAUAACGGCGAGGUUUGCUACGGUGCGGCCCCGGGGAGGGGGGAAGGAGCUUGUUUGCCCGCAGGGAAACUGAGGCACGGAGCAAAGGGAUGUGUGGGAGCAGCACAAAAGCCUUGCUUGGCGUCCCACGGUCCCGCCUAGCUCAGGAUGGCUCCGCAGGUGCUCUCCCAUGCUGGCAGCUGUGGCAGGGAUGGAGGGAUGGAUGGAUGGAAAGAGGGGUGCCACAACACCCACCCCACACUCCCCUCCCUCCCCUCCCCACUCCUUCCCCCACUCCUCCACACUCCGGAUUGUUCCUCUCCAUGCCACCAGAUGCCAAUGGCUGGGAACAAAUGAUACCUCUGGGAUGGGGUUUGGAAAAGGGGAGGGGAGGAGGGGGAAUGACAAA
This is a messenger RNA of Vidua macroura (Pin-tailed whydah), 3691 nucleotides long. It is a transcript of the gene DBH, whose product is annotated as dopamine beta-hydroxylase. Gene Ontology annotation, biological process: dopamine catabolic process; norepinephrine biosynthetic process; octopamine biosynthetic process. NCBI's taxonomy places the organism in Eukaryota, Metazoa, Chordata, Aves, Passeriformes, Viduidae. The transcript is spliced from 12 exons. The record is from RefSeq and is a predicted model, not a curated record. Gene Ontology annotation, cellular component: secretory granule membrane. The coding region runs from base 1131 to 3080 and encodes 649 amino acids. Gene Ontology annotation, molecular function: dopamine beta-monooxygenase activity; copper ion binding.